This is a messenger RNA of Manacus vitellinus (golden-collared manakin), 447 nucleotides long. RefSeq names its product ATP-dependent 6-phosphofructokinase, muscle type-like. Gene Ontology annotation, molecular function: 6-phosphofructokinase activity; ATP binding; AMP binding. Lineage: Eukaryota; Metazoa; Chordata; Aves; Passeriformes; Pipridae. Gene Ontology annotation, biological process: fructose 1,6-bisphosphate metabolic process; canonical glycolysis; fructose 6-phosphate metabolic process. Gene Ontology annotation, cellular component: membrane; 6-phosphofructokinase complex. Bases 49 to 447 code for a protein of 132 amino acids. The record is from RefSeq and is a predicted model, not a curated record. The transcript is spliced from 3 exons.
UGUCCGGGGAUCUGAUCCAUGCCCAUCCCUGUCUGUGGGAUAUGAUCCAUGCCCAUCCCUGUCUGGAGGAUCCCAUCCAUGCCCAUCCCUGUCCGGGGGAUCCGAUCCGUGCCCAUCCCUGUCCGGGGGAUCAGACCCAGGCCCAUCCCUGCCUUGCAGCUGGUGGUGAAGCGCCUGGGCUACGACACCCGGGUCACCAUCCUGGGCCACGUCCAGCGCGGUGGGACCCCCUCGGCCUUCGACCGCAUCCUGGGCAGCAGGAUGGGGGUGGAGGCCGUCAUGGCCCUGCUGGAGGCGACCCCCGAGACCCCCGCCUGUGUGGUGAGCCUGUCGGGCAACCAGGCCGUGCGCCUGCCCCUCAUGGAGUGCGUGCAGGUGACCAAGGACGUGACGAAGGCCAUGAACGAGGGGCGCUUCGAGGAGGCCUUGAAGCUGCGGGGCCGGUGA